AUGGGUAGUAGAGCAUGUAUGAAGUUAUGGAUAGAAGGUGCCGUCAGUUGGGUUUAUAUGGCCAGAAUAAUGCAGAAUGUGGAACGGUUUUUGUCCGUGGAAUCUCUCGACGGGAGGUUAAAGCCUUGUUCGAGGGACGUGAAAUACCAAAAUAAGGAGAAUGAUGGAGAUGGUUCCAAAUUGAAUGGUAAAGUUUUGACUACACAGCCGUCCCGCUGGGGCACUUGGGAGUUCAGAUUUUACUAUCUGGCAUUCAUCGUCGUUCUACCGCUGAUGCUCAAGGCGGUGAUGGAAGCAAGUAGUGAACUAAAUCCAAACUAUCCUAGAUACGCUGGAAUGCUCUCCAAAGGGUGGAUUUUUGGGAGGAAGGUGGAUAACAGCGAUUCGCAGUACCGAUUUUUCCGGGAUAACCUCCCACUGCUAAUUGCACUCAUGCUGGGACAUACAGUUGUCAAAAGAGUUGUUCGGUACGCAACCGGAGCUUCAAAGCUGAGUUUUGACUUUGGCUUUGGCUUGUGUUUCCUAUAUGCAGCUCAUGGUGUCAAUUCGGUGCGCAUCUUGCUUCACAUGUUGGUGAUGUACUCAAUUGCUCAUCUAUUGAAAAACGAGCGGAAACUGGCUACUGUUCUAUCGUGGACAUAUGGAAUUGGGACGCUCUUUAUAAAUGACAAGUUCAGGAACUAUCCGUUCAGCAAUUUCAUCAGUUGCCUUUCAUUCCUUGAUACAGGUUAUAAAGGCAUAAUCCACAGAUGGGAUGUCUUCUUCAAUUUCACUCUUCUUCGAAUGUUAAGUUACAACAUGGACUUCUUAGAAAGAUGGAGCAGUAUCAGGCAGAACCAGCCCUCAACGUCGUCAGCUGACGCUUCCACAAACGAUGCAAGAAUAUCUUCGGAUAGUUUUGAGAGCUCCGCAACUUCAACAGUACUAAAUGAAAGACAGCGUUUAGUUGCACCUCACAAUAUUCAGGAUUAUGGAGUGAUAAACUAUAUCGCAUACAUCACGUACACUCCGCUGCUGAUUGCAGGCCCGAUAGUUACUUUUAAUGAUUACGUGUACCAAAGUAGGAAUACACUCCCAUCCAUCAACGUCCGGUAUAUUACUUCAUAUGCCAUCAGAUUUGCUAUUUGCAUCUUAACUAUGGAGAUGGUUUUGCACUUUGCAUACGUGGUGGCGAUCUCUAAAACGAAAGCCUGGACUGGCGAUACUCCUUUCCAAAUUUCCAUGAUCGGCCUUUUCAACUUAAAUAUCAUCUGGCUGAAGCUUCUCAUUCCAUGGAGACUUUUUAGACUAUGGGCCCUUAUCGACGGAAUUGACGCUCCAGAGAAUAUGAUUCGUUGUGUCGAUAAUAAUUACAGCGCACUAGCAUUCUGGAGAGCCUGGCAUAGAAGUUACAACAAAUGGGUUGUUCGUUAUAUCUAUAUUCAGCUUGGCGGUUCCAAAAACAGAAUUCUUUCAUCUUUGGCAGUCUUUUCCUUUGUGGCCAUAUGGCAUGACAUUCAGUUGAAACUCCUGUUGUGGGGAUGGUUGAUUGUCAUCUUUCUCCUACCAGAACUAUUCGCUACGCAAUUCUUCGCUCGCUACAGGAAUCGGCCAUGGUACAGACAUUUGUGCGCAGCUGGAGCAGUCAUCAACAUCUGGAUGAUGAUGAUUGCUAACUUAUUUGGUUUUUGCUUAGGGUCCGAUGGCACCAUGGUCUUCUUAAGGGACCUUUUUGGCACUCUGCCUGGUAUCACGUUUGCCGUAACCGCGAGCGGUGCACUCUUCAUUGCCGUGCAGAUUAUGUUCGAACAAAGAGAACACGAACGCAGACAUGGAAUCAACUUGAAAUGCUAG
This is a messenger RNA of Torulaspora globosa, 1833 nucleotides long. RefSeq names its product O-acyltransferase (gene GUP1). Gene Ontology annotation, cellular component: endoplasmic reticulum. Bases 1 to 1833 code for a protein of 610 amino acids. The transcript has a single exon. Lineage: Eukaryota; Fungi; Ascomycota; Saccharomycetes; Saccharomycetales; Saccharomycetaceae. Gene Ontology annotation, biological process: GPI anchor biosynthetic process. The record is from RefSeq and is a predicted model, not a curated record.